Messenger RNA from Coffea arabica (coffee), 799 nucleotides. NCBI's taxonomy places the organism in Eukaryota, Viridiplantae, Streptophyta, Magnoliopsida, Gentianales, Rubiaceae. The record is from RefSeq and is a predicted model, not a curated record.
AGGUUUGGGAGCAAAGUCGGAUGCGUUGAUAACCAAAUCCUCCGUAUUAGGUCGUGCAUGCAAAAUUCACCACCUAAGUUGCAGGCUUAAUUUAUGCUCCAAGGGGUAUGUACGUAUAUAAAUACAUGAAGUGCAAAGUUUUAACAUCAAAAAAGUGGAACAAACGUUCUAAUAUAUAGCUUAAGAACAAGAAAAUUAAGGUUCGAACAGUCCGAUGGCCACCGUCAAGAAGUCUGUUGCUUCAUUCGGGUCCUCCCCUGCAAUGCUGGCUUUACUGUUUCUGGCUCUCGUCCUGCAAAACCAUGUGGUGAAAUCCCAAGAACCCAGCUGCCCAACCACCCUCGCAAACCUCAAUGUAUGCGUCCCGUUCUUGGUGCCAGGGUCAGGGCCAGCUGAUAACCCCCCAAGCGCUGAAUGCUGCAACGCAGUACAAGCAGUGAAAGAGGAUUGCAUUUGCAACACUCUCCAAAUUGCUUCCCGUCUUCCAACUAGGUGCAGCCUCCCCGUCCUCAACUGCUCAGCAAACUGAGUCGGACGUGGGGUAUCGCGGACGAAUAAUGUCAGGGCUCUCAGGGUCCUCUCCCUCUCAAUAAUUAUUCGCUUUUUUUUUUUUUUUUUUACUUUAUUGCUUGCUUUCUUUCUUUCUUUUUUUAUUUUAUCUUUUCUGCUUUGUGUCUGAUCUGAUCUGCAGCCCUGGGGGCAGUGGGAUGUAAUGCAGGUCAGACUUGACGGACGAGUGUAGUGACAUGAAACCAAUAAAGAACAGAUCAAAUUUAAUAACAGAUGGAGCCAACUUACA